Camellia sinensis is the source of this 672-nucleotide messenger RNA. NCBI's taxonomy places the organism in Eukaryota, Viridiplantae, Streptophyta, Magnoliopsida, Ericales, Theaceae. The record is from RefSeq and is a predicted model, not a curated record.
AUGGAACACUUGAGACCUUUUGUGAUCACUAACCUUUCUGCAACAGAACUAGAAGACAUCAGGCUCUUCGGCAGGAUGAAAGUCUCCGCCACUGUCUCCAUCUCCGGUGGCCCUCCAACGGGCUAUAACACGAAGUUCACAACCCAUGUCGAUAUGCAAGGAAACACCAAUCCCAAAUGGAACACUCUCAUGGAUUUCAAACUCCAUGACCCAUCUCUCCGAAACAACCUCCUCUAUCUCAAUUUUAACUUCCACUGCAGUCGAACCUUCGGUGACAAAUACAUCGGCGGAGUCAGUGUUCCCAUCAAUCCCCUCUUCGCCAUGAUAUCGGGCAAUAGGACCGCUUCUCAGGUGGUCCGGUAUCCAGUUAGGACGUUUUCUGGGGAGGUGCAUGGCUUUGUAAACUUCUGUUUCGGAUUUGGGAACUCAAUUCGUCCAUUGGGACCGCAACAACCGGCUCCGCAGUGGCAGCCACCACCGCCACCACCACCACAUGUAGUGUCCCAGGUUGAAGUUAACUGGGGGCAGAGUUAUUAUACAAGUGAGCCACAGACACUGCAAAACCAAGUCAAUUAUGGUGGUAAUGCUCGGGCCAAUGAUGAUCAGGCCAAUCAGUAUAAUUAUGGUGAACAAGCCAAUGAGUUUGAUGAUGUGAGUGACUACCAAUGCUGA